AUUGGUAAAGAUGAAAUCAUCAUUGGAAGGAAGAACGCUGUGUCAGAUAUAGUUACAACAUUGACCAGCUCCGACAUAAAUCAAGAAAAUCUGUCGGUUAUGGCAAUCGCGGGAAUGCCAGGACUGGGAAAGACAACUUUGGCCAAGUCAGUGUACAAUGAUAAUUCAGUAACAGGGUAUUUUGAAAAAAGGAUAUGGGUGUGUGUGUCUGAUCCUUUUAACAUCAAUGUGAUUUUGAUCUGCAUGUUAGAAUCUCUUAACCCAUCAAAAGCCACUGUAAGAGAAAAUCAAGAUGCAAUGCUUAAAUACAUUGAAGAAGAGUUGAGAGAGAAAAUAUACUUGCUGGUACUUGAUGAUGUUUGGAAUGAAGAGUCUGAGAAAUGGGAAAGGUUGAUGAGCUGUUUGUCAAAGUUGAAUUCUGCUCCAGGAAGCAAAAUUAUUGUCACUACCCGCAGUGGCAUAGUUGCACCACUCACAGAAACACUUCCGCGGCCUAAAUUGGACCUUCUAUCAACAGAUGAAUGUUGGUCCAUAUUGAAACAUGCAGCUUGCUCAGAUGGUAGUUUAGAGAGAAUUGGACGGGAGAUUGCUAAAAAGUGUGAAGGUUUACCAUUGAUGGCACAGCCGAUUUUGUCACUGGAUAAUCUAAAAUGUGUUGGAGAAGAGAUUUAUGGAAAUGACGUAUUUCCAUCACUAAAAGAAUUAUGCAUUCGUAAUUGCAAGGAGCUAAUUGAAUGGAUGGAAGCACCAAAACAAGUCAUGGUGUUUCCUUGCCUGGAGAAGUUGGAUAUUGAGAAUUGUCCCAAAUUGAGAAAGGUUCCCAGUCAUUUUCCAUCUAUGAAGAAUUUGAUGAUAGAAGGUAAUGAGGAGCUUACAUGUGUGCCAGAAGGGAUGUUGUUGAAGAUAGAAGGUAUGGAUAUAAUGGAUUGUGAGAAGUUAACUUGUAUUGCCCCCGAUGUCUUUGGUUGUUGUGCAUCUAUCGGAAACUUGGUUGUAAACAAGUGCCCUAGUCUACAAUCUAUUUCAGAUUUGCACAACUUCACAUCCCUCCGUGAAUUGAGCAUUGGAAAUUGUAAGAGAUUAGAAAGUUUGGUGAAUAAUGGACUCGUCUCUGUUGUGGAGUUGCUGCGUAUAAGAGAUUGUAAUGGUCUACAAUCUAUUCCAGUUUUAAACCUCUUCACAUCCCUCCAUAAAUUGAGCAUUGAAAAUUGUGAGAGAUUAGAAAGUUUGGUGAGUAGUGGGUCCGUCUCUGUUGUGGAUUUGAAUAUAAUUAAAUGUAGUGGUCUACAAUCUAUUCCAGCUUUAAACCUCUUCACAUCCCUCCGUGAAUUGAGCAUUGAAUAUUGUCGGAGAUUAGAAAGUCUGCUUUAA
Prunus mume (Japanese apricot) is the source of this 1371-nucleotide messenger RNA. The record is from RefSeq and is a predicted model, not a curated record. Lineage: Eukaryota; Viridiplantae; Streptophyta; Magnoliopsida; Rosales; Rosaceae.